AUGGGUACACCAAGGUUUGAGGGGACUCAGAGACCCGAGAUUGCAGAGGAUUGGCUGAUCUGCAUCUCCAGGGAUCUGGAUUAUGUCAGAUGUCCGCUGCAGUACCGAGCAGAGAUUGCGAGCCACCAUCUGUUUGGAGAGGCUCUGCACUGGUGGGAGGAAGCAGUUCGUGAAGCUGCACCUGAUCACCAGUUCACCUGGGAGGAGUUCAAGGCGCAGUUCGAGGAGAAGUACUGCCAGAAGGGAGAUCAGGAUCACCGGAUAGUGGAGUUUCUUCACUUGGAGCAGGGUGAUCAUACCUUGGCUGCUUAUGAGGCAGAGUUUACCCGUCUGCUGCGAUAUGGGUCGCAUCUGGUGCCGACGGAGAAGGUAUAUGACCCAGCUGCAGAAGUUGGAGAGGAGGGAAUAGGAGGAGCAACAAGAGGCGAGGGACCGAGAGAGGAGCCCUCUGAGGCGGAUUACCUUUACUCGCCCUUCCUCCAGUUCCAGACAGGGUAUACUUGUUAUCAUUGUGGUCAACCUAGCCACUUCGCUAACCAGUGUACUGGAGCCGCUUCCAGUCAGCAGGGAGCCAGACCUCCACGCCCUCAACCACCACGUAGAGGGGGCGUAACACCACGAGUAUAUACGCUUGCUGCGGAGGAAGAAGUCCAGGGAGACGAGACUUAUUUUGCUCAGGAGACGGUCACCAUUGAUGCUGUUGUCGAGGGUGACCUAGAGCAGUUGGACGCUACUACCAUCACAGAAAUCUUGGAUGUGAUGGAUGUUGAUACGGCUGAGAGGUAUAGAGUGUAUACUCCCUCGGGCGAAAUUCUGCCAGUGACGGGUGUACUACGCGGGAUCCCUCUAGUAAUCUAUGGGAGGAAUCUCUUAGCUGACCUGAUUAUAGUACCUAUUCAGGGGUAUGAUUUGAUAUUGGGAAUGGAUUGGUUGACCGUGCAUCAGGCACACAUCGACUGUCGUCGACGGAUUAUUCAGUUUACUGAUGUGGUAGGGAAGUUUGAGUUUCUGGGGGACAGCGCACGGAAUCCUUUCCCGAUGGUAUCAGCAUUCCGGGCCAGCCGGAUGAUCAAGAAGGGGAAUGAGGCAUUCCUCAUGGUGGUGACUGCCACGAAGGAGUCUGAAGUGAGAUUAGAUGAGACGCCUGUGGUUCGGGAAUUUCCCGAUGUCUUUCCGGAGGAAUUGCCAGGGUUGCCACCGGAGAGAGAUGUAGACUUCUGUAUUGAUGUUGUUCCAGGUACGGAACCGGUAUCUAAGACCCCGUACCGGAUGGCUCCUACGGAGAUGGCGAAAUUGAAGAAGCAGUUGAAUGAAUUGAUGGAGAAAGGAUUCAUUCAGCCGAGUUUUCCACCUUGGGGAGCGCCCGUAUUAUUCGUCAAAAAGAAGGACGGUAGCAUGCGAUUGUGCAUCGACUAUCGAGGACUUAAUCAGGUAACCAUUAAGAAUUGGUAUCCAUUGCCGAGGAUUGAUGAGUUACUUGAUCAGUUGCAGGGUGCACAAUGGUUCUCGAAGAUUGAUUUACGUUCGGGAUACCACCAGAUCUGUGUGGAAGCCGAGGAUGUACAGAAGACGACUUUCCGUACAUGGUAUGGACAUUUUGAGUUCUCACACACUCUGUGA
Tarenaya hassleriana is the source of this 1620-nucleotide messenger RNA. RefSeq lists its product as uncharacterized. The transcript has 4 exons. The record is from RefSeq and is a predicted model, not a curated record. NCBI's taxonomy places the organism in Eukaryota, Viridiplantae, Streptophyta, Magnoliopsida, Brassicales, Cleomaceae. Bases 1 to 1620 code for a protein of 539 amino acids. Gene Ontology annotation, molecular function: nucleic acid binding; zinc ion binding.